Molecule: messenger RNA, 1179 nt
Organism: Eimeria necatrix
Lineage: Eukaryota; Apicomplexa; Conoidasida; Eucoccidiorida; Eimeriidae
Exons: 3
Coding region: 1-1179 (392 amino acids)
Source: RefSeq, a predicted model, not a curated record
AUGCAACAGCAAAGACAUAAGACAGGCGGCCGGGCAACUGCCAAGGCUAACGAUGUUGUUGUAGCUGGGCUGAUGCUGUGUUGCGCAGCAGCCGACCCCUGGGAAACUGCUGCCACCUUUCUGCAGCAACACGACCCUUCGAGAUGGGCCCUUGCAGCACAUUUGCAGAGAGAACAGCGUGCUGUUGUUGCAAAAGCGGCAGCGGAUACAACAGCAGGCAAAGUCAUCCUUAGGGGCUCUUUAAAAGACUUUCAUUUGCCAGAAAAUCGUGUCAGGAAUAAUGCCUCAGACAGACAGACCUGCACGCGCUGCGGAAACUGCGGUGGCAGCAGCUGCUGCACCUGUGGAAAGCUUCCUGGUUACAACAGCAACCGGCACAUCCAGACUGUGCUCGACCAAACAGCUGCAGCAGGUGCUCCAGCCGCAAAUGCUUCUGCCCUUUGCGGCGACGCUCCUCAUUCUGAUGCUUCCGUGGUGGAAAAAAACACCGCAAAGACCAACAAUCCGCUAUUUGCUGCUGAAUGUGAGACGAAUACUGGUUUCGGCGGUUGGACUCCCAGCAGCAGCUGCAGUGGCAGUUAUGGCGGGGAAUACAGUUGGACUUGCAACAAGAGCUGCACCAGAGGUUAUGACAACCUUAAACGCAACAGUGUUUCCCACACUGGUGCUGGAGACGGGAAAAACAUCAGAAAUUCAGGGGAAAAUCGUCUGCACUACAUGAGAGGCCCCCUUUCUUCGGUAGCGGGCUCACAUGUUGCUGCUUUUGCCACUGGAGCGUCUGCAGCUGGCGGGACCCCCGCCGAUUCUGUUGCUCUUUCCAACCCGCAAAACCACAAGAAGCAGGAUCCACUACUGCCGUCUGAAGCAGCAGCAGCUACUGCUGCUGCGGCUCCAGGAUCCCAUGAAGCCAGGCGCUUCGUCGGUUUCCCCAGCGCGGCAGCGGCUACUUCGAGAGUGCUGUGCGGCGCGUCAGAAAAAAUGCAGCAGCAGCAAGUUUUCAAUUUAGGUAGAGCAAGGCCUGGUCCUCGCGAACGCCAGGUGCUUCAGCUGCCAGUACCUGUAGCACCUGCAGUGACAUCACUUGCAGCAACAGCAAGAACAGCAGCAGCAACGAGCGCAGCGUCAGUUUACCUGCAACGACAUCACUUGCAGCAACAGCAAGAACAACAGCAGCAGUAA